Equus quagga is the source of this 960-nucleotide messenger RNA. It is a transcript of the gene TAS2R39, whose product is annotated as taste 2 receptor member 39. The transcript has a single exon. Gene Ontology annotation, cellular component: membrane. The record is from RefSeq and is a predicted model, not a curated record. Gene Ontology annotation, molecular function: G protein-coupled receptor activity; bitter taste receptor activity. NCBI's taxonomy places the organism in Eukaryota, Metazoa, Chordata, Mammalia, Perissodactyla, Equidae. Gene Ontology annotation, biological process: detection of chemical stimulus involved in sensory perception of bitter taste; sensory perception of taste; G protein-coupled receptor signaling pathway. Bases 1 to 960 code for a protein of 319 amino acids.
AUGAUGAAAACCUGCGGUUCCCCAGAAAAUAAAUUGUCACCUUUUUGGAUCACCUUAGUUUUCACAAUUAUAGGCGCUGAAUGCAUCAUUGGUAUCUUUGCAAAUGGAUUCAUCGUGGCUAUAAAUGCAGCUGAAUGGAUUCAGAAUAAGGCAGUUUCCACAAGUGGCAGGAUCCUGCUUUUCCUGAGCGUAUCCCGAAUAGCUCUCCAAAGCUUCCUGAUGCUAGAACUUACCUUCAGCUCAACAUCCCCAAGUUUUUAUAAUGAAGAUGUUGUAUAUGACACAUUCAAAGUAAGUUUCAUGUUCUUAAAUUAUUGUAGCCUCUGGUUUGCUGCCUGGCUCAGUUUCUUCUACUUUGUGAAGAUUGCUGAUUUCUCCUACCCCGUUUUCCUCAAGCUGAAGUGGAGAAUUUCUGGAUUGAUGCCCUGGCUUCUAUGGCUAUCAAUGCUUAUUUCCUUGGGCAACAGUGUGGUCUUCUUCAAAGACAUCUACACCGUGUAUUCUAACAAUUCUUUUCCUAUCCCCUCCUCCAACUCCACUGAGAAAAAAUACUUCACUGAGACAAAUGUGUUCAAUCUGGUUCUUUUCUAUUACCUGGGGAUCCUCAUUCCUCUGAUCAUGUUCAUCCUUGCAGCCACCCUGCUGAUCAUCUCUCUCAAGAAACACACCCUAUACAUGGAAAGUAAUGCCACUGGCUUCAGGGACCCCAGCAUGGAGGCUCACAUGGGGGCCAUCAAAGCUACCAGCUACUUUCUCAUUCUCUACGUUUUCAAUGCAAUUGCUCUAUUUCUCUAUAUGUCCAACAUCUUUGACAUCAACAGUUCCUGGAACAUUUCGUGCAAAAUCAUCAUGGCGGCCUACCCUGCUGGUCACUCCAUUCUACUGAUUCAGGACAACCCUGGGUUGAGAAGAGCCUUGAAGAGGCUUCAGGCUCGAGUUCAUCUUUACCUAAAAGACUAG